Molecule: messenger RNA, 570 nt
Organism: Acanthocheilonema viteae
Lineage: Eukaryota; Metazoa; Nematoda; Chromadorea; Rhabditida; Onchocercidae
Source: the annotation of a GenBank genome assembly
AUGUACUUGGAUUAUUUGUUGAUCAUAUUUAUUGCAACAUGUACUGCAAUAAUUGGUGAAGCAUUAACUUAUAUAUUGGUAUAUCGUAGUGAACAAUACAAACGUUUGAAAAAUGAAAUGGAAAGGAAAACCAAAAAACUUGAAAGAAAGAAAGAAACAACCGCUGAAGUAGAUCGUACAGCAAAGCGAAAAAUUGAUAGAGAAGAAGAGAGAUUAAAAGCGACAAAUCGAGAUAUGAGUAUGUUCAAGAUGAAAAGUAUGCUUGCAAUUGGUUUCGCUUUUACUGCACUGCUAUCCACGUUUUCUUCGAUAUUCGAAGGACGAGUAGUCGCUAAGUUGCCCUUCACUCCGAUAUCAUGGAUUCAAGGGUUUUCACAUAGGAAUCUCAUUGGUGAUGAUUAUACGGAUUGUUCAUUCAUUUUCCUGUACAUACUUUGUACCAUGACACUAAGACAAAAUUUACAAAAGAUGCUUGGAUUUGCACCAUCUCGUGCUAUGAACCGACAAUCACAGCCCAAUUUCUUUGGUGCUGCACCAUCGUCAACGAAUAAUUUUAGCUACCUUCGUUAA